This is a messenger RNA of Mya arenaria, 2927 nucleotides long. RefSeq lists its product as uncharacterized. The transcript has 10 exons. The record is from RefSeq and is a predicted model, not a curated record. Lineage: Eukaryota; Metazoa; Mollusca; Bivalvia; Myida; Myidae. Bases 181 to 1917 code for a protein of 578 amino acids.
UGAUCAUUCAUGAUCGGAUCAAAUAAAGAUACAAUUGAAUGAAAUACUUUUCGAAGUAAAUACCUCUAAAAUAUGAUAAUUAUCAAAUAAAAUGUUCCACAGUUAAUGCGGAUUCUUACAAUAACUGAUUCUGAUGUUCUAAAUAAUAUAAUAUUUUAGUAAGUUUUAAUUAAGCUCAAUAUGGACCUACCAGAAGGUCGCUUUCUUCUGAACCUCUUCUAUGUUGUUCCCUUUUUAAUGCUAUCAGCUUCAUCAGAGAUAAUCCAUAAGUCUCCAUUCGUGUGCUUCAAAGACAUUUGCAACAGGGACACGACCGUCCAGUAUUGUGACCUACAGAAUGAACUCUGCAAAUCCUGUGAUGAUGUACGUGAUGAUUGCUUCACCGGGCAAAUGCAGGAGAAUUGCACCGACUUCUGCCACGAUUUCAAGGCCAAAAAGAAAAUGGAAGAACUUAGAGGACAAGAUUGUCCAGCUCUUAGUGGUAUUGUUCAUGGCAACUACAAUGUAACUGGACCCGUUCAACAUGGUGAUAUUGUCGGGGUUAAUUGUCACAGUGGAUAUCGGAUUAGUGGUUCCUCAAGUCUCAAAUGCAGUGAUUUCGGUAGCUGGAACGGUGUACAAGCAUCAUGCAAGGCGAUCACUUGUCGAAGCAUUGUAGCACCUGGUCAGGGCUCAUCCAAUACGUCAGGGUCGACCAUUUUUCACAUUGGUGAUACAAUUGAAUUUCACUGCAACGUUUACUAUAGACUGGUUGGUGAGAGUGUCAUAACCUGCUCAGAAAAUGGCGAAUGGAACAACAGAGUACCAUUUUGUCAAGCGAUCACUUGUCGAAGCAUUAAAGAACCAGAUCAGGGUACAUCCAAUGUGACAGGGUCGAACAUUUUUCAAAUAAGGGAUGCAGUUAAAUUCCAGUGCAGCGUUAACUAUACGCUAGUUGGAGAAAGUGUCAUAACUUGCACAGAAAACGGCGAAUGGAGCAAUAGAGAACCAUUCUGUCAAGAAAUCACAUGUGGAAAACUCUUGCCGACACUGUAUUGGUCGUGGGUUUACUCCGAAACCGGUCCUUCAAGACCGGGGACGAUCGCUAAAAUAAAAUGUCACAAAUCGCACGAUAACAUUGAUGGUCAUGAUCUUAUUUGCUCACAAAACGGGACUUGGGUGUCGGACAUAGACCAGAAAACAUACAUGCCUUUUUGCGCUGAAGAAGGAGAUAGCAACAAAGUUGUACCGCUGUGGUUGUUUAUUGUUGGUUGUAUAGGCAGUUUUUUACUUCCUCUUGUUGUGGGAUUGAGUAUCAAAAUCCCAAAGAUGCGACGUCGACGAAAGUUCCUUAACCGAUCAUCAAAUUCCGUACACAAAGGCACUCAAGAUGAACAAAGGCUACUUAUGAAUGCUGAAAAUCAGAGAACAACAUGCCAUACAACAAACGAACAAAACGAAUUCAACAGUAAACAAUGUAUUCCAAUGGUUCAGUUCAUCAACUAUAACCAGCCAAAUAAUUCUCAAACAAAUAACCAAGCCAUUAACAAGAGCCGUCCUGAUAAUCGCGGCAAUGAUAGUUCGGACAAUAAUUCUCAAGGAGGAACCAGUGGAGACAGAGGGCAAACACUUACACCUGAAGAUCACUUCCCUACACAAGUGGUAGAUGAUCAAAAGAAUGACAAAAUACAGCCUCAUGAUCAACAAACAACAAAUAGUCAGGCUGACAACGGAUCUGCUCGUUUCGCUUCAACCCCAAUUGGUUCAGAUAUUGCUCAACCACAUUCAUCUGUUGCUCAACUGUCUCCAGGCUCAACCCUCACUGCCAAUCUGAGAGGUGGUGUUCACUCACAGCCAGCUAGUGACAAUGACGAUCAGAGGGCUGCCAAGAUAUUACCAUCCGGCGGUACACAGCCGAUUCACGGGGAUGACAUUUAAAUUAUGAACAUUAUUACCGGCAUAAGCCAGUUCAGCCUAUUUCUUUUUAAGAAUUGGGCCUUACAGUAAAAUGGUAGCCUUAUAUUUAAAUGGUAUCUGUGACUAGGUCUUAGGAAGUACAGGUCGGAUUUUGAACCACUAAUGCUAACAAUACAUAUUCGACUAUCGUUACACUGAGUGUGGGAUUCAUAUCUGUCUGAUUUUAGUGCAAUUGGUGCUUCUAUUCUCUGUCUGAGUCUUAGAUAUUGAGAAACAAAUGGUUUCUGUAAAACAAAGAGAGAAUUGCAUAGUGUUUAUUGUGUUUUUCAAGAAAACCAAAAAUUGCUACCUCUUUGUCAAGCAUGAUAUUUAUGGAUCAAGACUUUAUAAACUCAUUUCAAGCUUUCCAUAGAGUUGUACUUUUGACAUACCCAAACUAGAUGUGUUUUUUUCGUUUAAAUGAUCAUGCUUCAAAUUCGCAAAAGUUUGAUUUUUUUUUCUUUAUUUUUAAAUUAAUAAGCAUUAAUUGGCAUUUGUCUUAGCAAGUUAUAAUGAAAACUGCAAAGGGAUAUGUCAAUUGUGUUUCUAUAAAUUUAAGUAUAUAUAUUUUUCCAGUUAAUGUUGCCUUUUUAAGUUCGGGAAUGUAUGGUACCAUUUCACUUCUGAUGAUGGAUUGAUAUGACCUUUUUGUACCGAAUAAAUGAACUUAUGUUUCUGUAUCGAUUUUUUUAUUAUUUAUUAGUUAGUUUUUUCUAUAGUAGAUCGAAGUAAAUCUUUUAGCAUUCACCAAUCAUUUAAUAUUUUUGCGUGAUCAGCUAUUAAAUACACUGUUACAAUCUUGUUAUCAUUGAUUUAUAUUUUCCAUUUAUGCAAUAUCUAAUAAGGUGUUGAAGGUUUAUCACUCAAAUUUAUGUUUGUUAUACAUGUCUAUGUAUUGAUUUUGAAUAAGAGUGUUACUUUAAUAUUUGAAACCUUUUUGGUACAAUUCCCUAUGAAAUAAAGAAUAACCGUUUUCUUUUAUCAAAUUAUUA